AUGGUGGCAAUGAUGCGCGAGAUGCCGAAGAAUACCUACUUCCUUCCUUGGCAAAAGGCCCAGGGCUUCGCGCAGCAGAUCCUGGACGCGGAGCCGUGCUGGAUGAACCGGGCCGUGCAGGUGCCGCGUACCAGGGGAUGCUUUCUCUGGGAGAACAGCAUCGUCAGCCCAAGCUUGCAGGGCCUGCUGGAGGGCCACACGGAAGCCACUGGCCGGGACUACAAAGUGGAGAUCGAGGUGCGGCCCGUGGACGACUUCACUUUGCAUGCAGUGGAGCAAGGCAGCUACUUCACCGUGGAGAUUGAUGGUUAUCGUUUGGAGAAGACUUUCAACGAUACACACAUCAUGCACAUCACGGCGCGAAGGGGAUCUUGCGGCAGGGACAUCUUCUGGAGUCACUUCUGGCCAUUCUUUCGCUCGACGAAUUUGAUGAUGCUGAGCCUUUUCCAUGCAGCCCGGGAGGCACAGGCCUCCUCUGAGGAGGAGGUGCUGAAGGUGCGCAAGAGCUGCCGCCUGCUUCCGCCACAGGAGCUGCAGGCACUGUUUAGCGCCGCCAGCUUGCCGAGCCCAGACGACCCCAGCCACCUUGUGCCGGCGGACCACGCGGCAGUGGAGCGGGUGGCUGAGUGGAGGCGCCGCGCCUUGCGAGCAGCCCUGAGGUCGCCCUGCUCGACAACUCCGCCAGGACCUAUUGGCCUGAUGGACGUGGCCAUGCAAAGCGAGCCACCUGAGGAGGCGCCAAGCUGGGUGUACCGUGGCGAGGAUCUGCGCGAAGAGAAGGGGCAGGAGCUGGGCCGCUGGAAGGGCCAAGUCUUCAGGGAGGACUGGUUCCGCCUCAUCGGAAAAGCAGAGUACUGGCUGGCGCAUGCCUACCUGGAGCUGAGCCGCCGGGAGCCCGGCCUGGGCUCUCCGGAGCUGGCCUGCGAGGUGCUUUGCAGCGGUCUGUCUUCUGGUCGCCUUACCACGCGCUUCCCGGGCUGCGCCCGAAUAGCUCAGCGAGCCCAGAAGGCCCUGGAAACGGAGUUCUGGCGUGCGCUGCUGGCAGUGGAUCGCUGCCGGCUCGAUCGCCUUCACGCCGCCGGCAAGCCAACUCUGGCUGCGCAGCCUCCUGUCAAGCCGACCUGGAUUGAUACGCAGACGCUGUUCACGCCGGACAUGACCAAGAGCCUUGUUGCUCACGUCUCCCAUGCGCUGCGCUUUGCUGUGAGCAUGAAGGAGAAGCAGGCUUUGGGCUACGCGCUGAUCGAAGCCUGGCGACUCUGCGGUGACAUGCUGUCCAGCCGCGCAGGCGCCAUGCAAGAGCUGGCGCGUGUGGUGGGAGAUGCCCGGCAAUUGUACCUGGAGCUGGUGGUGGAGAAGUCCUGCGCCCACACCGGCCUGGCCAAGCUGAUGAUGUGGCAGAUCUACGAGCAGCACAGCUGCUUCGCCACAGGCAUCCGCGCUGACUGGGCAGAGAAUGUGCGCUCUCCCAGUUUCCAGGCGGACGUGCAGGCCUUCUUGGACCUGAUCGGGGCGCGGCAGAAGCAGACGGGCAGCCAGGUCCUGUCCCGGGAGUUGGAGGUGGUGGAGAUUCAGCCGGUGGCCCACGGCACCUCCAUGCAGGCGUACUUGGCGCGGCGCGAGGAGCUGAAGGUGUCGAUGCACCCAAAGUGCGCAGGCAUGGUCAGCGAGAGCCUCACCGUGGGCGCCACUGGGCCUUGGACGCACAACGCCAUCCGGCGCUGCCAGGGCAUGUGG
This is a messenger RNA of Effrenium voratum, 1737 nucleotides long. The record is from the annotation of a GenBank genome assembly. Lineage: Eukaryota; Dinophyceae; Suessiales; Symbiodiniaceae.